AUGCAUGUGGCUUUACCGACGCUCAUUGCGGAACUGGUUGCAGGAGUAACUGCAAUGCGACAGCAGAGUGCGGAGAGUUCGCUGCUCCAGGUAAUUCUGAUUGUCCUAUUAAUGUCUGUUGCAGGUAAUUCAUUCGGAUACUGCGGUGUCACUUCCGAAUUCUGCGGCAACGGUUGCCAAAAAAACUCCAACGGUGGGGGUUGCGGCGAACCAGAUCGCCCAAAAUGCUCCGAGAAUACUGAUGCCAUGUCCUUUGAUCGACGUAUUGGAUAUUAUGAGUUGUUCAACAUCCAUAAAGGAUGCAAUGUGAUUGAACCAGAGAGUCUGAUCAUUGAGCCGUUUACUCAUAUCAACCUGGCCUUUGUCAACUUUGGUGACGAUUUCAAGUUGGAAGACGAGUACGGCGACGUUGUGGACCGGAUGUCGCUCUUGAAGUUUACCCACCCAGGGCUGCGGCUCAACAUCGCUGUUGGGGGGUGGGCGUUUAGUGAUGCUCCGACGCAGCACCUUUGGACUCAGAUGGCACGCUCAUAUGAGAAUCGUCAGACCUUCAUCAACUCAGUGGUCAAAUACCUGAAGGAUUACCACCUUGACGGUAUUGAUAUUGACUGGGAGUAUCCGUCCGCCUCGGAUCGGGGCGGAGAGCCUCAAGACACGGCGAAUUUUGUGACCCUUUUGGGUGAGCUGCGGGAGGCCUUCCAUCGCGAGAAUCCUGGCUGGGAAAUCUCGGCGACACUCCCAACGAGCUACUGGUACUUACGCGGAUUUGACCCUGCCGGAAUGGCUAAAUAUGUCGACUACUUCAACCUCAUGAGCUACGACCUGCACGGAAUGUGGGACCGUGACAUCAAAUGGACUGGUCCUUACCUUCAAGGCCACACAAACAUCACUGAGAUCGACCUCGGUCUUGAUCUUCUUUGGCGCAACGGCAUUGACCCAUCCAAGGUUGUCUUCGGCUUCGCAUUCUAUGGUCGCUCCUUUACCAUGGCGGACCCCAAUUGCUAUCAGCCUAAUGGCAAGUGCGAAUUCUCGGACGGUGGAAGACCCGGAUCAUGCUCUGACACCUCGGGCAUCCUGACAUACGCGGAAAUCGCGUCAAGGAACCACUCACUUGAUGUCCAUACGUUCUAUGAUCCGGAGACAACGGUUAAAUAUAAUGUUUACGAGGGGACGCAGUGGAUCUCCUAUGACGAUGAGCAAUCCUUUUUCGACAAGAAAAAGUUCAUCUCCAGCCGAUGCCUGAGCGGGUGGAUGAUCUGGGCCAUCGACCAGGAUGAUGGCGAUUUUGACGCGCUUGCCGGAGUGAUCGGCGAGGGCCUCUCAGCCAUGCAGAUGGAGGGUGGUGGCUUAUCGGGGGAUGCUGCUAACGCCUUGUCCGACGCCUUUGCCGCCUAUACUGGCCAAAACUGCUUCGUCACAACGCGCUGCACUGACGGCUCAAGUGGGGAAAAGAAACCCGACCAGGUGUGCCCAUCAGGAUACAUGUCGGUCAGCACUGCGCACAAUCCCCUGCAGGCGGGCAAUAAGGAGCUCCAUGGCGACUGCUCCGAGGGAUGGUACCGGCACAUCUGCUGUCCCGAGGAUGCCAUGCCCAAGAACUGCGAAUGGAACGGUGCGCCCGAGCGAAGCGAGUUCGGCUGCGACGGCAAAUGCGGGAGCAAUCAGUUCAAAUUGAAUUGA
Penicillium oxalicum is the source of this 1680-nucleotide messenger RNA. RefSeq lists its product as uncharacterized. Gene Ontology annotation, biological process: carbohydrate metabolic process. NCBI's taxonomy places the organism in Eukaryota, Fungi, Ascomycota, Eurotiomycetes, Eurotiales, Aspergillaceae. Gene Ontology annotation, molecular function: chitin binding; hydrolase activity, hydrolyzing O-glycosyl compounds. The record is from RefSeq and is a predicted model, not a curated record. Bases 1 to 1680 code for a protein of 559 amino acids. The transcript is spliced from 4 exons.